This is a messenger RNA of Patella vulgata (common limpet), 6360 nucleotides long. RefSeq lists its product as uncharacterized. The coding region runs from base 25 to 6360 and encodes 2111 amino acids. Gene Ontology annotation, cellular component: cytoplasm. The transcript has 12 exons. NCBI's taxonomy places the organism in Eukaryota, Metazoa, Mollusca, Gastropoda, Patellidae. Gene Ontology annotation, molecular function: protein binding. The record is from RefSeq and is a predicted model, not a curated record.
ACUGUCAUAAGUGGUGUCGUUUCUAUGGUUAGCGAUAUAAUAAAUAGACUACAAACUAACGGCAUGGUGGACAUAUCAUCUCUUAGACCAUGUCUGGAGUUUGCGUACGCAAGAGGCAAUAAGCAGAUCUGUGAUUUAUUGGAAAAAUUCACGAUGUCGGUGUCAAGAAAUAUCAUGUCUAUAGACUUUUGCCUCAAACUGUUCUCCAUUGCUGUUCGAAAAGGUAAUGAAGAAGUCUGCAUAUCGUUACUACAUUCGCGGAAUUUAAAUGUUAUGAAUGCGUCGGUAUCUGGAAUGAACAACUUAGACUAUGCUUGUAUGUACGGAAUGAAGACUGUUGUGGACGAAAUGAUUCAGAAUGUACAACCCAGUGAGCUCAAUUCUGUUAAUGAAGACAAGAUGAAUGCAUUGGAUUACUCCAGAGCUUUCGGACACAUUGAACUAUCCACAGAUCUGGUGGAGACAUACAGAGCACGAUCAUUUCAGGACAGUAGAACAUUGAUGCAUUAUGGGUGGCUGAGCCACUGUCUGCGUCAAAAUAAGAAUUUCCCUCAAAGGAACAAUCCCAAGCAUCUAUACAUCAAACAAGAACGACAACCACUGACAUUAGUUACUCUAAUUCGACUUGGAGAUGAUAGUGGUGCCGUUAGUUUUAUUAAGGCCGCCCCAGAGACUGUCGUUUCUAGUUUAGAGAAGAACUACAAGAAAUACCCACUACUUCAUCUUUGCUCCAGGUACAACUGCCCUGAAACGUUGAAAUUGUUAUUCGAGUCAUUCCCAAAAUAUUCCGUUAAUGAUCUCAAGUCAUGGAGCCUUCUUGAACAUAAAGGACGUACUGCUCUAGCAGUCGCCGUGGAAUGUAACGUGGUGAACAUAGCCAAAAUACUGAAUACAGGGGAUGCGCUGGAGUGGAGAUUUCGAAAUGGUGAAACUGUUUUUCAUUGGGUGGCUAGGUAUGGCAGUUUAGAAAUGGCUGAUGUAUUAACCGAGAAUAUUUCCUCUGAUGUUUUGAGUCUAAAGGAUCAGUGUGGGUUGACUCCUGCAGCAACAGCUGUAGCUUGUGGUAAUCAGCAUAUACUACAUUUGUUAUUACCAACAGAUACUUUUGAAGGAAGUUGCCAUGGUGACCACAAAAAGACCGUAUUUGAUUGUGCCGAAUGUUUGUUAGAUUUCUGUAUCGGAUGGUUCAAACAUGCGCAGACGGGAAGACAAAUACACCCACAAAUUCUAAAUAGGAACAUUCACAAUUGCUUUAAAACGGUUGUCGGAUUUAGAGCCCAUAGAAAAAAAGGAAAAAUGGUUUACACGCAUCCAUUAGCGAAGUUACUUAUAUGGGGCCAGUGGUCAAAAUCGGACAUCUUGAUUCAAAAGGCAUUAAAUUCAAUGGGUUACCCAGCACAUACAAUUCUAGCAAAGAUGUUCUUGUUCAGAAGUAAACUUGGGGACGAUGAAUCUGUUAUGACAAUCGCCCUACGUAAACAUAUGACGGAUGUGGCUGUACAUAUUUUAAAAAAAGGAUACCCAUUUAGUACGGGUCAGUUGAGUGAAAUGAUUGUUAAUUCAGUAGGGAAUCAUAUGAAUGACCUUGUUCAAACUCUUCUUGAACUCCAGUACCCUCUUCUGACAGCAAGAAACACAGUUGGAUGUUCGGUUCUUGAUGCAGCUUAUGCAAUGGGCAACCAUACAGUGAUAGAGCUAUUUGAAUCAAAAAUGAAACCCGAUGAACGAUCUUCCCAUCUUUCGAUACUUCCUCAAAUAAUGGGCCAUGUCUCAACUCUGAUUAGGUGUCGAAUUAAACCAGGCGGGAAUUCAACAAAUGAAUUUAGUCCAAGGACGGCUGGGCUGUCCAUAUUUGACAUGUACAGGAUCUUACCUCAACAUAUUAUGACCGAAUUCUUUAACAAUUUGAACAUGGUUCAUAAUGGAUUAAUAUUAGUUCCGGUAAAAUUGUUCAACAAAGAUGUUUUCAUUGAUUCGGAGACUACUGGAAAACGGGCUGCUAAUCUCGACACUACAAAGCAGAAUGUCGUGUCAAUUAUUUUGUCCAAACUCGUAUUGGGUAGGUACCCGAAGAGACAGCACAAGUCUUGGGGAAGGUUUGAUAAAGUUGUGAUAGAAUGUCUACCCAAAGAUAGCCCUGAAGAUGCUUCAUUAGCAGUAGAGGAUGGCAUCCUGCGAGAUAGAAUUAAAAUUCACUGGAAUGAAGCAAUCCAAAAGUUAACAGUAGAAACAGCAGAUGUCGUGAGUGGUGUUGCAGAUGAAAUGCGUCACAGAAAAAUCAUCAAUGAUAUCAUGAUACCCAAAUUGAACGAACAGAUUAAGAUGCAUCUGCCGAAUCUUCGACUUGAUGUAAGAAUCGACUGGUCUUCGAUUGAUAAUAUAACCAAUAUGGAGGAGAGAGAAAGUGUAGUUAAGGCAUUGGUUACAGAAGAUUCAACAAAUCCACUGUCAAGAUUAACUAAAACUGCUGCAACCUGUGGACAGUUGAUACAAGACAUUUCAUCGAUGCUGAACAAGGCCUCGACCCAAUUCGUAAUCCGUAUCUUUAAAUAUGUAUCUAGCAUCACCGUCCAAUAUGCACCAGGAGAAGAUAUUAUAGAAAAUUUUAAUCUAGAUCCAGCAGACACCCUAAUCUGGAAAUUCGAUUUGAACAAAUCCGGUUCAAGGUUCCUUUUAUUAACAAUCCUGGAAGUUUGUCAUUCUGCUUGUGUUGGUAUUCUUGAUGGCCUUAUUAAGUUGUCACGAUCACCAAGAUGCAUAAAAAGAACAAAAUCCCAAAUUUCGAAAGCCAAAAAUAAGAAAAACAAAAUGAAGGUGAAUAUAGACUGGAACUCGUUUUCUAAAACUCAAAAUGCUGCUGAUUUAUUUACAUUAUUUCGGCAAUGUGUAAGUCUACAGCUAUCACGACUGGGCGCAACAUAUGACGCCCUGUCAUAUCUGGACUUGGAUAUUGAUGAACUGUUUAUAACAACAGCCCCUGCACCUGAUCGUGCAGGACUGGAAUAUAAUCACAAAAUAUUAACAGUUAUGAUUUAUAUCUACAAUCCAAACGAAGGCACGUGGAUGACAACGGAGAUUGACUUUAAAUCUAAGCUGGUAGAAUUACAAGCAGAUCAGUUGAUUGCAGAUUGGUCCACAAAGACAGGACUUCAGGGAAGACGUCAACAGUUUUUCAAAUCAGUUGAGUCACUUCACACUAGCACUGGUGUUGACGUCUCUGUGAAAUAUCCAGAAAAAGAACUGCUGAGCUUUAUUUGUACACAGAAAUAUAUGGAAAUGGCAACCCCCUUUAAGCAGGUGCACUAUGAAUUACGACAUAUAGCAUCCGUUAUAAGAGAUGGCCUUGGGAAAGAAUUGACACCAUAUCUUGAAUGUUCAAAUUGCUUUUGGAAUCUUGGAAAAUGUGAUGCCAAGGCGGGUAAAUGGUGCUGGAUAACAUCAAACGAGACCGAUUCAGUCCCUUUAUCAACCCAGCUUUUAAUAUUACUCAGGACUAAGCUUAAUAAAAUCGUCCUUAAGACCGUUACCAAGGAUACCCUGACAGACGUUAUAAAAGUUAAACCUGUUUUGAUUUGGAUUCAUGUGGACUCAUUUCCUUCUAAUAUAGACGGUAAUUGGAAGGAGAGGUUCCAAAUAGUUAUUGUUAAUGGUCAAGUUUUCUUUGUUUCCGAUGCUGAGAAAGCUUUGAAAAUUUAUGAUCGUCUACCAAAGACUUUUGGAUAUCCAUUUUCACAGGAGGAUUCUGAUGUUGUUAUAAAGACAUACAACGCUUUAUCUGACACCAUCUUUCUAAAAGAUAAAUAUACAAACCAGAGUCACAAGCUAACCAAUGCCCUGUAUUAUUGCAGGUGGUUGAGCACGGCACAGCAGGGACACAGGCUGUCUUUCGAAGGCAUAGAUAUGGAAUCCUUGAACGAAUUAGAUAUUUUGGGUAUCAGGGAUAUAUUGUCCGACCGUGAUUCUUACAUUAAGAAAAAUAUAUCUCCUCGCGGAUCUGUUACUGUUCAUGUUGAUGGAGGUACUUCUGGAAAUGAUGCUUCUGUGGGUCAUGAUAUCCAGGCUACUCCAGAAGGGGAUGUUUGUAUUAAUGUCUUUAAAAUGAAAGAAAAUGAGAUAGUUGCUGAUACUGAAGUGUCAACCGAAACUCCACCUGGUCUAUUAGCAGACUAUGAUGACUGCGAUGUUCCAAUUGAAAACAAUGAAACUAAUGACGAUUACAGAUUAAAACUCAGAAUUAAAAGAAAACCAAUGAGAAAGAAUAUACCGUUAAUUCCACGCAUUGAACAGAAACUAAGUAAGAAUAAAAAGGUUUUGGAGAGAGUGACAUCUAAGUUAUUGGAUGUAGCUGGAAUUGGAAGCACUGCUGUAAUUCAUAAACUGCUAGAUGUAGGCGCAAACAUCAAUGCUGUGGAUUUGAAUGGGUGUACACCAUUAAUACUGGCUGCUAAAUCAAGUCAAUAUGUGGUGGAGAAAUUGUUGUUAUCUAGAGGCGCAGAUGUCAAUAUCCGUGACGAGCGUCGAUGUUCGGCAUUACACUAUGAAGCAGGAAAGGGUAAUUCUGAUUCUGUGUUGCUAUUGGUAACGCAUGGUGCUAAGGUUGACGCCAAAGACAAGCUUGGAUGGACUCCAUUACGAUAUGCUAUAAACAACAGCCAUCUAACCACUGCUGAUAUGUUAGUUUUCUGUGGAGCUGAUGGAACUAUUGUUGAUAAGAAGAAAGAAUCACCCAUACAUGUAUGUGAUGACCCAGCUACAUUAAAAUUGAUGAAGGAAGGUGAAAGAACUAUUUAUGGUUUUAAACAUGGGUUGGUAACGACUGAGUUUGCUAUACUUGAAGCAGGAAAAUCACAGAAAUUAUGGAAGAUCAACCUCGCAUUAUCAAUCCCAUCGUCUCUUGGAACCGGUGCUAUAUAUUUUAUCUGUCGACGAGUGCAACCGGAAUAUUGUCGGCCAUCUUUAAAACCUGUUGAAAAGGAAUGGUUUUUGAGUGACGUGUUUGAAUACAGAUGGACUGGCAUUCAUCUCAAAGACUACAUCACCGUCUCCAUCCCAGCUUAUUCAAAAGCAGACGUCUUUGAUGACGUAUAUCUGAAGACAGAUAAAGGGAUUUGUGAGGAAUGUCCUGUUGAAUUUAAACAAGAUGGCGAUGAGUUUAUAUGUAGCUUCAAGAUCAGACUGGUUGAUAUGAACGCCUUUGUUCUGGUAGCUAGACCAAAGACUGACAGGUUCCUGCUAACACCAGAAGGAAGAAAGUUUACAUCAGCAAUCGACCAUUUGGUACAAGUCGACGUUGGUCCUGGAUCAGUUCAUCAAAAUGGAUACCUUUAUUUAGAGGUCAUCCCAAAGCCGGAAGUAAAUGAAAAUGAACUUGGUAAUGUUUUAUCAUUCUCCCACUUCUAUGAGUUGAGUCACUCAGAAAACCUUCUACUACCCUUUGACCUCAAAGUGACCUUGCCCUUACCUAUAGAUUAUUUUGGAAAUGGCGAUCUGUAUGUGUUGGCUAGCACCAUCGAGAAAGUUGGCUCUGAGGAAGAGAUAACCAGUCGUAUUAUCCAAUCAAAUCCAAUUACUACUGGCGGUGUUGUAACAUUUAUGUUGUCCGUACCUCAGUUCACUUGUUGUAAUUUAUUGGAGUGGUGUAAUAAACCAGAAGACAUGUGGCUUGACAGAGAACAAAUUGUCAUCGAUACAAACAUUAAACUGCUGCAAAAAGCACGGAGACGGGGAUACAGUGCUGUCUUCAUGACUCUCGUCAAACCAGCUGAAGCUGCUCAAAAUGCUGGAACUGAUCAUGAUGCUGAAACGGUUGUCGAAUGCGCAAGAAACAACAAUGUAUACAGCCGAUUGCGUCAUUGGGAGAACCAGGGUUUCAAGGCUCAAGUUCCAACCUUCACCAAAGAAGUUUGUGUGUACCCAGAACAGGAAUUCGAGUUGGAUAUUGAAGGAAACGUCUCCAAAGUCGGUCAUACAGAGCAGAGACUACAGUUCCAUCCUUAUCGUAAGAAUUUUCACAAGAUGCGAGUGAGUGUAAAUGACUCCGAGAAGGAUCAGCAAGGCUGGGUAGAUGUUCGUACGCAACGUUUAAAAUCACUUAGAAAAAAGAAAGCACCGCCGCCAGGUGCCCCUCUGGCUAAAAUGAUGAUUGAUCUAUUAAUAAAUAAACCAGAUCAAGCAGAAGUUAAAGCCAAAUGGAAGACAUUCCGUCAAGCGGAAAUAUCGAAGGCUAGUUCAUCAGGGACUCCAGCAAUAACAGAUCAUUCGGAAGAUAAAAUUCAUACUCCUUUUAAAGGUUUUAUGACGGACAGCCUAGUGAUGAAGCUGUCUAGAAGAAUACGUUCAGGUAGCACAAGUUCUCUCUGA